CUCUUCCACCACGUGCUCGCGUCCGCUCCUCCUCCUUCCGAAGGGCGAGUUCGCAUCGCAGCGUCGCCCGCAGCAGCAGCGGACCGCGGACCACGCCACCUCAUCCAGCGGCAUUGAGCGAGGGAGCGAUUCGAUCAGAAUCGACAUGGACGGCGGCGAGCACGAAGCGGAGGAGUCCUCCUCUAAGCGCCGGGAGCGCCUGCUCGCCCUCCGCUCCGCCGCAAACGUGUCGCCGGCGGGGGCUCCUCCGCCGACGGCCGCGGGGAGCCUCCUCCCGGAUCCUGACCUCCCGGACGACGAGGCCGCAUCCGUGUGCCCGCCCCCGCCCCAGCGUUUCGACUACUACACCAACCCCGCCGCCGCCUUCACAUCCUCCUCAGGAGGCGCCACAAAUCCCACCUGGUCCCACAAGCGCAAGAGCCCUCCCGCCUGCUACGCCCCGCCUCCGCCGGCUUACGGGAACUACUGCAGCAACUACCACCCUCCACACCAGCAGCCUACAUCUUCAUGGCAAGUUCACUCUCCAUCCCCGAUGCCACAAGAUGCACCAAGGAGCAGUCCAUGGCAACGUCCUAUGCAGUUCCAGGAUCCAAUGUCAGGAUACCAAGGAGGUCCUCCCAGCGCACCACCUCCUUGGGUGUCACAUUCUGGUCCUCGAGGCCGAGGUUCUUAUUCAAAUCCACCAAACUUUGGGUUCAGACACCCGAAUCCCAGCCGAGGUGGCAGCACAAUGAACUAUGGACCAAGAGGUGGCCCAUAUUCAUCUUAUGGACGUGGCAGGGGGCCCAACUACUUUGGCAGCCCAGGUUCAAGGGGGAGAGGGGGGAGGGGUGGCUGGCAAGGCCAGAGUUACAUGAACAAGUCAAUGCUUGAUGACCCUUGGGUGGACCUGCAACCUGGUGUUGGCAACAUACUAAUACCUAGAGGUGAGUAUGACUCCAACAAGUCCUGGCUCCCAGAAUCGCUGCGAAAAAAGAAGGAAACGCCGCCUGCUCAUGGACAAAUUAAACCGGCGCCAGGAUUGAGCCUAUCAGAAUACCUUGACCUGUCUUUCAAUGAGGUUUCUGAUAAAGAGAAGUAGGCCUUUAUGUAUGCAUAUCUACGACGACAGAUUGAUGUAGGGCCUAUUUGGUUUGUGGCUAAAUGUGCCCCACUUUGCCUAAGGUUAGUCGUUCGAAUUGAAUAACUAACCUUAGGCAGAAAAGUUAGGCAAAGUGUGGCAACUGAGGUAGUGAACCAAACAUGCCUGUAGUCUUUGCGAUCAUUUGCAAUAGAUAUGUUCCCUCUGAAAUCAUGUGCACCUUUUAUCUUCGCUCCUCCCAUUGCCCUGUACUGUGCUGCCAUGGCAAUUUUACUAGUAUUUAUGCGUUAUAGCGAUCUUGUUGUAAUGACUUGAAUUUAAGGAACUGAAUAACUUAUGAUCUCUUAAUAGAUAGAGGAAGCAAAGUUGUGCUGC
This is a messenger RNA of Zea mays, 1456 nucleotides long. Its product is annotated as proline-rich protein 2. The transcript has 2 exons. Bases 146 to 1081 code for a protein of 311 amino acids. NCBI's taxonomy places the organism in Eukaryota, Viridiplantae, Streptophyta, Magnoliopsida, Poales, Poaceae. Gene Ontology annotation, biological process: miRNA processing; mRNA splicing, via spliceosome. The record is from RefSeq and is marked provisional.